Messenger RNA from Didymella exigua CBS 183.55, 3903 nucleotides. RefSeq names its product glycoside hydrolase family 125 protein. Lineage: Eukaryota; Fungi; Ascomycota; Dothideomycetes; Pleosporales; Didymellaceae. Bases 1 to 3903 code for a protein of 1300 amino acids. The record is from RefSeq and is a predicted model, not a curated record. Gene Ontology annotation, biological process: carbohydrate metabolic process. The transcript is spliced from 5 exons.
AUGCCCGCCGACACGUACGCAGCGCCGCCCUCCAUCCGUGCAGCGCCGCCCUCCAUCCGUGCCGCGCCGCCCUCCAUACAUGCAGCGCCGCCUUCCAUACAUGCCGCGCCGCCCUCGACCGACGCCGCGCCGCCCUCCAUCCACGCCGCGGCCUCGCUCGCCGACAUUCACGCGGGCCUCGCGCAGCUGCACCACCGCGAGGCCGCCGUCACCCAGCGGCUCAACGCCCUGGUCGCCUCGCAGCAGGACCUCUCGCGCGAGCUCGCGCGGCUCGACCUGCUGCGCGCCCACCUCGGCACCCAGGCCGUCGCCGCCCGCGCAAUCAGCAAUGGCAUGCUCGGCGACGCCGCCUCGACGGCCACGCGCAUCUCGCGCGCCGUGAACCGCCUGGACCGCGAGCAGGCCAACGUCAAGGCCACCCUGCACCUGGUCGAGCAGGUGGCCGACCUCAAGGCCUGCGUGCUGGGCGUCCACGGCUCCAUGGGCGCCCCGCAGGACUGGGAGACGGCCGCCGCGUACCUGCACCGCGCCGCGAGCAUCCCGCCCGACGUCGUCGACGGCGCCUUUGCCGAGCACAUUGUGCCGACCGCCGACGUGCCCGACCCGCCGCGCGCCACCCUCGAUGCCGCCGCCGCCUCGCUGUGCACGCUGUUCCUGCGCGAGUUCGACAGGGCCGCGCAGGCCGGCGACGGCCCCAACGUCACGCGCUUCUUCAAGCUGUUCCCCCUGGUCGGCCGGGCAGACACGGGCUUGGACGCCUACGGCCGCUACGUCUGCACAGGCGUCGCCCAGCGAGCGCGCUCCAACUUCCACUCGGCCGCCCCGGCCCAGCGCGCAGAGGGCCCCUUUUACGCCAACGUCCUCACCAAGCUCUUCGAGCACAUCGCCCAGAUCGUCGACGGCCACGAGCCCCUCGUCGAGCAGCACUACGGCCCCGGCAUGAUGGCCAAGGUCAUUGAGCGCCUGCAGGUCGAAGCCGACGUCCAGGGAGGCAUCGUCCUCGACACGUGGCACGAAGAGCGCAACAUUGACCGCACACUGACCCAGGUCAAGUCGUACCCCUUUUCCUUCCUCGUGCAGAGCUAUCUCCACGCCCAGCAACCGUCCACCGCCACGCCGCGCUCGGGCUCGCCUGCGGGACUUGUCGCUCGCGCAAGCGAAGACGAAGGCGUCGACAUCAAGGACGUCGACGGCCUGCUUGGAGAAAGCGCGCUGAUGCUCGCCCGCUAUGCCCUGUACUCACGCUUCAUCGCCGACAAGUGCGCCUCUUCGCAGCCAAAAGACCGCGUCGACCAUGGUCUGGCCAUGCCGCGCUUUCUGGCGGACAGCAAUCUGCAGAGCAAGAUCAGCAGCCAUCUCGUCCAGCCCUUCAAUGCCAUGACCAUUUUCUUCUUCCGUCGAUCUGUCGAGAAGGCGUUCCAGCUCGACGAGUCUCCGCCUGAUCUCACGCUGAACCCCAACAAGCCGCUCGGUUCAAGCCCGCCAUUCGUCACCUCGGCUGUUGACGAUGUCAUGUACAUUGUCAACCAGGUCUGUCAGCGGUCUCUGGCCACGUCCCAGCGCGCCGUGGUGGCCGAAGUGGUCCCCGGCGUGAGUAGCGUGCUAGGGACAGACUUCAUCGGCAUGACCCAGCGCAAAAUGCGUGAUGAAAGCUACCCCAAACCCGUCAGGGCUGGUGAGCUGCCACCAGAGACCAAGGUCAUUGCGUUUACCAUACUCAUCAACAAUCUCGACACGGCAAACGACUACAUCAAACGCAUAGUCGAGCAGCAGCUGGGCCGCCAGAACCCGGAAACGGCAAAGUCGCCGCUGCAAGACCUGUUUCCGUUUGGCCAUGAUUGCGUCUUCGUCGAGACCAAGUUGAAAGGCUUGGAGUCUGCGUUUGUAUCGAAGAGCACAGAGCUGCUGAACGACGGCAUCACAGUCCUCUUCGCAAACGUCCUCAAGCCGCGCAUCCGGCCCAUCCUCGCCGAAGCGUUCCGCGACAUUGACUACGCGCCGCCCGAAGACGGCAACGAAAUCGUCGACGACGGCGACGACGGCGGCGGCGACGGCGAAGACGGCGACGCAGACCUGGUCAAGUCGCGCUUCGACCGCGGCUGGGGCGUCGUGAUCCGCCCGCUCAAGCGCAUCCUCACAGCAGCCAACUUUGACCGUCUGCUCGCCCAGGCGCUCAGCUACCUCGCGACUGCACUCGAGAAGCGCAUCAAGCAAUACUACGGGCGCGUCAACGAGCUUGGCGCCGUCAGGCUGGAGCGCGACAUCUCGGGCAUCGUCACAGCGGCCGUCGCCGGCGGCAAGUACGGCUUGCGCGACGCCUUCACAAAGUGCACACAGAUGACGCUCAUCAUGAACAUGGAGGACGACGAGUGGAACGAGGUUGCCCACGAGGAGAGCGGCGACGGCAUUCCCUGGGUCAUGAGCGCCGAGGAAAGGCAAAGGAUCAGGGCCAUUCAUUACUCAAACCAGAAACAUGAACCGUUCUCUGCUGGAAUCCACAACCUCUCCUUUGCGCGGCCGAUACGGUCGUGCCGUACAUUCAUUUCGCAGGAUGUCGAGAGUGAGAUUGAGCGCAUGAGAACCGUCAUCACAGAUCCUGACCUCUUCCGCCUGUUCGAGAACACCUGGCCCAGCACUCUGGACACCACGAUUGCAUGGCGUGGCUGGUCAAAUGCCACCACCGAAGAGACGGUACUCGGCACCGAGAAAGAGGGACCUCAGGAACUCACCUUUGUCAUCACGGGAGACAUCUAUGCCAUCCUGCUCAAACCAGACGCCGGCUUCAACAGCCUGGCAGGUCUUUUCCGCGGUGCCAUCAACCUCCAGGCGCGCUACAUUCUCGAAAGCCCGUUCUGCAACGCCUUCCAGGCCCCGGACGAGAGCGGUGUGCUUAGGACGAGCUCCAUGAACAGCGACCGCAUCACGCCUCCCUUCGACUACUUCAAGGUCUUCUCGUGCCAGUGGGAGCUCGAUUCGGUCGCGAGCUUUCUGCAGCUGAGCAACGACUAUGCCGCGGCCACGGGUGAUUACGACUUCUUCCAAAACGGCAACUGGACCAGGGCCGUGGACACCAUCUUGCAAACGGCCGAGAGUAUGACGAUGGACUCGUACGAUGAUCUCGGGAACUGGCAGCGCACUCCUUACACGUAUUGCGCUCCAUACGGGGGUACGCCCAUCAACGACUGCGCUGGCUCGCCGCACAAGGGCAACAUCGGACUGAUCCGUAGCUACCAUCGUCCCAGCGACGAUUCAUGCACAUACCAAUACCUCAUCCCCUCCAAUAUGAUGUUCAGCGCCGCCCUAAACUCGUCCUCGCACAUCAUGGCCCGCAUCGCGCCGCUCUCCGACAAUCUCAAUCUCACAGCCUGGAUGCGGCGCAUGUCCACCAGCAUACGCAGCGGGAUCGAGACGCACGGCAUCGUGCACGACGCCCAAUUCGGCCGCAUCUACGCAUACGAAGUCGACGGCUACGGCAGCGCCAACGUAAUGGACGACCCCAACGUCCCCUCGCUGCUCUCCGCCCCGUUCCUCGCCUACGUCCCCCGCGACGAUGCCGUGUACGCCAACACGCGCCGCAAGAUCCUAUCCCGAUCAAAUCCGUACUACGCGUGGGGUCCCGUGCUGACGGGCAUUGGGUCGCCGCACACGCUUCCGGGCAAGCCGUGGCCGAUGGCGAACAUCAUGGCCAUUUUGACAAGCGACGACGAUGCCGAGAUUGUGCAGAAUCUGCGCAUGUUGGUCCGCAGCACGGAUGGCUAUGGCCUGAUGCAUGAGAGUGUUAGUGCGCAGGCCCAGGACGUGUGGAGCAGGCAGUGGUUCAGCUGGGCCAACGGGCUGUUUGGGCAGGCUGUGCUCGACCUCGAGAAGAGGAAGCCGUGGCUGCUGAAGCAGAGUUAUCAGUGA